ACGUAAAAGGACCAAACAAAGGGGCCGCAAAGUGGUUAGAAAAAAAAAAAAAACAGUCCAGCAGCGUUGAUCAGUGGGUGUUUCAGGCUCUGUGGACCAUUCCUGAACUGGCCCUCAGAGAAGUAGUAACCUGGUGAGGAACUGGAGCCAUUGAGAAGUGUUUCGAGGGUAUGGGCAGCUGCAGUUUUCCUGUCCCCACAGAGCCCUGUACUAAACUGAGGAGACGACUGUGUUGGAAGGCAGUGGAGAGAUCACAGUGAACCAUGGCCCAGUAUGACCAGCUGGAUGAUAAGGAUUCCCUGGAUAUCCAUGACAACCCACCAGCCCCAGACAAUGUCGUGAAGGAGGAGGACAACACGGUGUAUUUCAUCUACGAUGAAGAGGUGGAAGAGGAGGAGAAGGAGGAGCCGCCGGCCCCGGAGCCUGUCAAGCUGGUGAAUGACAAGCCGCACAAGUUCAAGGACCACUACUGCAAGAAGCCCAAGUUCUGCGAUGUCUGCGCGCGCAUGAUUGUCCUUAAUAACAAGUUUGCUCUGAGGUGCAAGAACUGCAAGACCAACAUCCACCACCAGUGCCAGUCCUACGUGGAGUUCCAGAGAUGCUUCGGCAAAAUUCCUCCUGGCUUCCGACGAGCCUACAGCUCCCCUCUCUACAGCAGUCAGCAGAACGCCACCGUCAAGGAGCUUCUGCCCUUCUCCCAGUCCAACCGCACCGACCCUGUGUUCGAAACGCUGCGCGUCGGGGUCAUCAUGGCCAAUAAGGAGCGCAAGAAGGGAUCCGAGGACAAGAAGAAUAUGAUGAUGAUGAUGAUGGAGGAGGAGGAAGCCCAACAGCCCAAACCUGAGGAAGGGGGAGGGGAGGGCGCAAACCCUGAGGGGGACAAGAAAGGAGACAAAGCUACUGCUGAUGACAAGAAUAAGAAACCCCAGCCUGGGAAGCUUGGAGUGUUCUCGCAGUCACACUACUAUCUGGCUCUGUACCGCUUCAAGGCCGUGGAGAAAGAUGACCUGGACCUCCAUCCAGGGGACCGGAUCACAGUAAUUGAUGACUCUAACGAGGAGUGGUGGAGGGGUAAGAUUGGCGAGAAGGCCGGCUUCCUGCCAGCCAAUUACAUCAUCAGAGUGCGCGCUGGCGAGCGGGUGUUCAAGGUGACGCGCUCCUUUGUGGGGAACAGAGAGAUGGGACAGAUCACCCUGAAGAAAGACCAGAUUGUAGUGAAGAAGGGAGAGGAGGUGAAUGGGUACCUGAAGGUCAGCACUGGACGCAAGCUGGGCUUCUUCCCAGCUGACCUGCUCCAGGAGAUCUGAGCCUGUCUGGACCAGAACCAAAUUUGCAUCGUCAGAUCUGCAACUUUCCUAACCAUGACUAGAACUGCAGAGCAAAUUCAGAUUUAUUAUAAAACUGGUAAUACACCACUGAACGUUUGCCUUUAAUGUCCACAUGCUCAGUAAAUUUAACCGCCAUCCGCUUAUUACUUAGGGAAUGCACACACACUUAUCUGAUCUGGGCUAAUGAGAUUGGAUUGAUGCUCAGUUUUGAAAUGACAGCAUCGAUGGACGAGUCAAGCACAUUCGUGCUUCGUGUGCAGCACCGACGAACCCAAACAAACCAAACGAAUAUCACUGUCGCAAAUGAACUGUGUAAAGGCUUUCCACUCCAUCGCUGAUCUGAAUGCAGGCGUGCAGCUCUGGGAAGCGUUUGCCCAGCCCCGCCUCUUCCUGCGGCUGUGUGAAGGAGUUGCGCUUGCGUGUGUGUGUGUGUGUGUGUGUGUGUGUGUGUGAGUGUGAGCACUCGCCCUGUAUGGCGUGUUCCGGGGGGGGCGGCGGAGGAGGUCAGGGCACACUUCUUUUUUUAACCACCUCAUCAAAGGGCGCAGAAACCGGGCGGCUCUCUGACAGUGCUCCCUGCUCCAGCUCCCCCUGUUCACUAGCAAGAGCGCAGACGCACACACAGCAGCGCUGUCAAGACAGCCCAAGCCUCGGCGCUAACGCAUCUCAGUGACACAAAUAUGAUUGGAUUGGAUGUCUGGCUCUUAAUUAAUGCCAAGUGACAAAUGAGCUGUCUUAAUUGGAGAUCUGUUAUGUUCAUUAACGACAUGACAUGUGCUGUUCUGAGAAUGAUCUUAUAUGAGGGUGAAGUUUUCCUUCUUAUGUGAACAUGUCUGUAUUCCCUAGUCUGUGUAUGUGUGUGUGUGUGUGUGUGUGUGUGUGUGUGUGUGUGUGCGCUUUGCCCGCAAUGCUCUGGCUCCCCUCUCUGUCCCGAAUGCCACCCUGCCAAUAACGGAACAAAAGCCGGUGACUACCAAUAAGUAUUCAUCUUCUGGGUUCUGGAUUUGGUUCAUCCACUUUACAUAAUCCUGUAUUUAUUUGCCACAUUUGCUGUGUGUUUGUUCUUGCUGUCACAAACACUGUUUCACCUCCGGAGGCUCAGACAUGUUAGAAAUGUAGUGUUAGAAGUGCGGGGUUUGCCUGUGACUGAACCAAGUGCCUUAUGUACAAAGCCGGAGGAGGAGGAGGAGGAAGAGUCCCGAGGCAGAGACGGGGAUCUGCAGUGCUGUGAUGCUCCGGCCCUGCGCUGCGCUGUUGCUGCUCCGGUGUGUUUGUGUUACUGUACCGCUGCUCUGGCUGAGACCUGGGCCUCAACCCGCAAUAAAAACUGCUUU
Messenger RNA from Megalops cyprinoides (Indo-Pacific tarpon), 2662 nucleotides. Its product is annotated as SH3 and cysteine-rich domain-containing protein 3-like. The coding region runs from base 264 to 1307 and encodes 347 amino acids. Gene Ontology annotation, biological process: positive regulation of protein localization to plasma membrane; positive regulation of voltage-gated calcium channel activity; skeletal muscle contraction. The transcript is spliced from 13 exons. Gene Ontology annotation, cellular component: extrinsic component of cytoplasmic side of plasma membrane. The record is from RefSeq and is a predicted model, not a curated record. NCBI's taxonomy places the organism in Eukaryota, Metazoa, Chordata, Actinopteri, Elopiformes, Megalopidae. Gene Ontology annotation, molecular function: protein binding.